AUGACCCGCAUACGCUACCCCAUGGGUCCAGAUGCAAGUGCCGGUGCCGGUGACCGCUGCAUAAUAGUUUGAUUUCAUGUGCUGACAAAUGCUUUUUGCCAACCAUUGUAUACCUUACUUACGCUUGUUAAUAUUAGCCUUCCAUUAGUUAAGCAUAGGGCGCUAGAUGUUUAAUCUUAUCACUGAAGAAUCACACAGUUAAUGAUAUUGCAUCAGCAUGAAUAGACCUUGAGAUUAGUGAUCUUAUGUUCGUUACACUCAUAGUAAACCACGAAAGACAGAAUGUUACUCAGAUUUAAUGCCUAGUCAGCUUGUUAUGUAACGAUAACUUCCAAGCAACUUACUGUAUAACUGUGCCUAUGCCCUGAUAAAACUGGGCAUCUACUGCUAAAUGGUGAUUUUUGUAUUGCACCGAGUGCUCAAGGCCUAGCCUGUAAGCCACGUGAAGCCUAGGAGUACUGCUUUAUCUGUAUAGCUACUGAUAUAUAUAUGCAUGACCUGUACUGUUCUCAGCCUAGGUCUUUCGGCAAGCAACAUAGAAAUACUCCUAGUUAUGUCACAUCCUCAUAUAAAAUUAUUCUGAACUAGCUAUUUUAACUUCUUACAGCUUAAAGUAUGAUUAACUAAGCAUGUUUAUAUUAAAAAUUGUGCUUGAUAGACAUAUGUCCCGCAUGUAAAGCGGAGGAAUGGCCUGAGGAUUGCUUUUGGGGCACCUCAAGCCUGCCUGUAUCAAAAUAAUAAUAAUAUUAAAAUAAUAAUAAUAAUUUAAAAAAAAUAAAAAAAUGCCCACCCCCACCAAGGCUCUGCAUCACACACACACACUGCACUCAUACACACACACACUGCACUCACACACGCACACACACACACACACACACACACUGCACUCACACACACACACACUGCACUCAUACCCACACACUGCACUCAUACCCACACACUGCAUUAUAUACACACACACUGCAUUCAUACACACACACACUGCACUCAUACACACACACUGCAUUAUACACACACACACACACACACACACACACUGCAUUCAUUAUAUACACACACUGUAAAUAAAUAUUCAAUUAAUAUAUUUUUUCUUUGUAGAUUGGAAGACUGUAAUUUGACAUCAAUCUGUUGUGAAGAUUUUUACUCUGUUUUUAUUACAAACCGAUCCCUGAUCAAUUUGGACCUGUCAGAGAAUAAACUGAAUGACUCAGGUGUAAAACUUUUAUGUGAAGGUCUAAAGCAUCCAGGCUGUACAAUACAGGAGCUGAGGUAAGAACAAUGUUAUUUCAUGGUUUUAUCCCCUUGAUGUCAGGGCAUUAGCAUUUGAGGUAGUCAUGCUAUCAUUUGAUUUCUUAAGUGCGUCAACUAAUAUCUUCUCCCCAACUCAGAAAAUUGGGAAAUAUAGACUUUUAUACUAUAUAGAUGUUAUUUUCCAUAAAAUGCCAGAAGAUCAAUUUUGCAUGACAUGUGUACAAUAAUGUUUGCUAGUUUGGUUGCUAUCCCUCAUGCUGCCAUUCCUAUUGCUUUUUUUAUACCCCACCAUCAACGUAUUCUUCCUGUAACAUUUUGUAAUUGUCUAAUAUAUUCUUAAAUUCCACCCUUUAUAUAUAUAUAUAUAUAUAUAUAUAUUAUAAAGGUGGAAAUUUAAUAAUAAUAAGUUAGCACUAUAUAAAUGUCAAUAAUAAUAAUAGUACUAUGUUAUUUUAGUAAGUACUUGAUCAAGCUAGUAAUUGCAUUUUUAGGGAGAUACAAAAUAUGUAGAUCAGAAGCUUAAGGACCAUAAGGAUCCUGCAUACUAUAAUGAAAAUGGGUUGUCAGAAUUUUUAGGAUUAGGAUUUUUUUACAUUUAGAUAGCAUUUUACAGACUGCAAGGAGGACUUGGGGGCCACACAGGGGGCAAUCCAUGCCACCACUGCCCAUCUGUAGCCAGCAUGCUAUGGGUGCUGACAACAAAUGCCCAACAUGCACAGUCCGGAACUCUAGGAUGUGGAGUUAUACCUCUGCCAACAAUGUGCAUUUUGUUGCUGUGAUGUCAUGGGAGAUAGCUUGAUCAGCGCUGGCAAAAAGGUGAGUAAAACCCAUUUUAUAUUUUGAUUUGGGGGGAAACUAAAAUGGAACUCAAGGGAGGAAGUCUCACCACACUAUCCUUAAUUGAGUUGCAAUCAGAAGGUAAAGCAAUGAAACAAACACAAAUAAGAUUCUGAUCAGGUCUCCAUAUUUCAAAUCGCAACCUACUAGCCAGAAUUAAAAGUGACUCUCCUUAACAAACUAUGUAACAAAGUCUUACAUUUAUUUCUGGUCCCCUUCUACCACAUGACAAAUGAUGUCUGGAGAAAUGGUUUCAGUAAAACAUCACUUUCCCUUUUUCCUAAAUUUCACUGACCGUCUUAUUUCCUGUUAUUUUCCCUUUGCUUCUAAUUCCCACUGUCUCUGUCUGUCAUUGUCCUUUGAUUCUCGCUUUCUACAUUGCUCUAAUUAUCAAUUAUCCCUGUCAUUGUCCCCCAUCCUCCUUAUGAUCAUCCUCAUUCCUCACUGUUAUGGUCCCUAUCAAUUGUCCAUGUCAUUGACCCCCAUCCUCCUUAUGAUUAUCCUCCUUUCUCACUGUUAUGGUCCCUAUUUCAUUCUUUAUAUAUGUGUGUGUUUGUGUUUGUUUGUUUAUGAGGCCUCACUUCCUGUCUCUGUCAAUAUUUGGCCUCAUUUGGGGGCAUCACUCUUGCAGACUAGUGUGAGCUGCAUGAGGUUCUUGCUGUACAAAUGAAUAUAAUUGUUCUCUAGAACAAUUAGUCCAGCGCCUUUGAGUUCUGUUAAUGUCUUUCAUAUUUGCAGGUUGCGGAAAUGUGAUCUCACCUUAUCUUGCUGUGAGGAUCUGAAGUCUGUUAUUGUUCAUAACCUGUCAUUGAAAAACCUGGACCUAUCCAGUAAUGAUAUAGAGGAUUUGGGAGUAAAACAUCUGUGUGAAGGUCUUCAACACCCUGGCUGCAUUCUACAGGAGCUUAGGUAAGAAUUAUACUGUCACACAUCGUGUAAUAUUUUGGGGUGUGGCUGUGACUAAACCUUGGGCUCCGAGUCUGACUGUUGCUUACAUUGGUCGGUCAAGAGUGACAGUGAGUGGGGAAACAAGUAUGAACUUCCACCCAAAUAUAUAUUCUUAACUUUACCAAAAUCUAUCAAUCUUACACUUGGAGGAUGCAGCUGAAGACAAAUUAAGAUCUUUUUUUUUAGUGUAAUGGCAACAUGGAAAAGAUCGUUGUAAUCCUUGUGAGAUAUCCUUGUAUUGUCAAAAUUGUAAAUGGUUUUCCAGUAAUGGGAUAGUUAAACUCAACAUGGCAUUUAACCCCUUCCCGGCCACGGACGUACUGGUAUAUCCAACAAAAAACGGUCGUUAAUGAGGUCCAUGGCAAAAAUCACCCCUGGACUUACCUGGACCAGCGAUCUGCAGCAAUCCGGGUCGGGGGGAUCUGCCCGGGACCCCAGCAGUCCCCCUGCAGCAGCUCCAUCCACCAUGAUCACAUGGCCGCAAUAGCAGUCUAUGGAGCUGCCAGCAGGGGGACUGUCUGAGCUAUCAGGCAGUCCACCAGCCAUCUAAAAAGUAAAAAAAAAAUUAUUAAAUGGAGUAAUAAAAAUAAUAUUUUAUACAAAUAUUAUAUAUGUAUAAUAUAUUAUAAAAUAAUUAAAGCAUUUUGUAAUAUAUAAUACAUAUAUAAUGCAUAUACAUGAUUGCAUUAUAAGUGUACUUUGAGAUAUAUACACAUAUAUCUCAAAAUACACUUAUAAUGUAAUCAUAUAUAUGCAUUAUAUAUAUAUAUAAUAUAUUAUAAAAUGUUUUAAUUAUUUUGUAAUAUAUUAUAUAUAUUUGUGCUCGGAAUAGGUUAUGGAUUGUAUAAGAAGAUGCAUAGUUUGUUGAGGUGUGCUGAAACCAACGAACGAGUAGGCCUGUAAUAAAAGAGGGCCCACAAAGGUGAUAAUGUAAUAUUUGAUGGGUGGAGGUGGGUGGGGUCAAUCAGCUUGAACAGCAGAGGUGAGUAGGGGCUGGGAGUUUAAGUAGGGGCCAUAACUCCUCCCACAAAUUCAGGCCUGAUUGCUGUGGUUUGUUUUAGUAGAAAGUAAUAAAAGGACGUGGUGGUCAUCGACUUUCUUUAGGUGAGACAACUUUAGUCUUGGAGUGGUAUCUACUUGGCAUACAACAGUAAACUCUCUAGGUCUAAGGAAGCCAUAGAAAGCGAUAAAAAUGGCAGCUUUGAUAACAUAGUUUGUAUGGUAAUCGAAAGGGGAUUUGUCUAGUAGGUCGCUGAGAAGUCUAAAAAUAGGCCCGUCGAAGGGAAGUCUGCUAGUUGCAGGGGGAACUGUUACUUUAUGAAUACCUUUAAAGAAGUUCUUAAUAGGGUAUGAUGCAAGAAAAGCUGCGUGAUUAGGAAAGUUAGUGAGAACGUGGUGCUGUACCCAGUUGAGGUAAAGCUUAAUGGUGUUGUGAGAUAAUUUUAGGUGUAAGUGACAGAAGGAGGCAAAAGCCACCAUGGUUUUAAUAGAGAAAUCUCCUUGUAAGUGAAACUCUGCAGAGAACUUAUUGAAAAUGGUUAGUGCCCUAGCGUAAGUGGUAAGGGUGUUGGGUGAGAGUGCGUGGUGCGUGAGUGCUUGAGCAUGGAGUAGUAGUUCAGUCAGUCCAUUAGUAACUUGUGAAAAGGUGGUAUCCUGGAUGGUAGGUGGAGGGCAGUAGGGAGUGCCUGGAAGAACACCUGAAAAUGAGAGCGGGAAAGAGAAUCCGCAGCUAUGUUACGAAUACUAGGAAUGUGUUCGCAGACAAGGUGAAACUGAGCAGUUGCUGCUAGCCAAGUCAGAUUGCAUACCAAACUUAUGAUGGUUAGAGAGGAGGACCACCCCUUGUUUAUAAUUUCGCAGGCUGCCGAAUUGUCAGAGCAGCAUUUGACUGCCUUGCCGGUCCAUAGAUGACCCCAUGUAUGAGCAGCCGCCACAAUGGGGUAAAUCUCGAACAAGGAGAACGUUUCCCUAGAAGCCGGCAAGGCAUCCGUCUCAGUGGGCCAGUUAUCCCUAAACCAGUGGUUGCCGAAUAUAGCCGCAAACCCAAUGUGUGCUGCUGCAUCUGUGUAAAUUGUAGGGGAAUGAUCGGAUAGCGGGGGAAUGAACAGGGAGACUCCGUUCCACUUGGCCAAGAAGUUCCUCCACAUGUGCAAAUCUUGGCAGGAGUCGGGCACCCCAUGGAGUAGACACAGUAGCCUAGAGACGAAUGAUCUGUCCUGCGGAAUGAUCCGCAUCGCAAAGUUAAGGGACCCCAAUAAGGACUGGAGUCCCUUUCUGGUGCACAUAUCACUCCGCAGGAACAGACUGAUUUCGUCUCUAAUGCGGGUCAAUUUCUCUGGUGGUAGGCUGGCUUGAAAUGUCUGUAAAUGCUUCUAGGUGCAGGGAAGCCGGGUUCUAUCAACAAAAAAUCAUCUAAGUAGUGAAUCACAGACAGACACCUGACUAUGUUGAGGAGCAGCCAGCAGAGUGUUUCCGUGAAUAUGUAAAAAAGCUUAGGGCUGCUCCUAGACCCAAAGGUGAGCCGGGUAGAAAAAUAGUACCUGUCCCGCCAUUUAACACCGUGUAAGUGCCAUGGUGAAUGGGUAAAAGCUUGAAGGCAUUUGUGAUGUCGGUUUUGCUUAGCCAUGCCUUGCUGAUAGCUUGCCUAAGAUGAUAGCUUGCAUAGCAUCAUCAAUUUUAGCUUAUUGUAUUGUAAUUUGUGAUGUCGGUUUUGCUUAGCCAUGCCUUGCUGAUAGCUUGCCUAAGAUGAUAGCUUGCAUAGCAUCAUCAAUUUUAGCUUAUUGUAAUGAAAACUCCUAAGCGGGUAUGAGAGUGUUUAUGCUGGUGGUGUGCGAAGAAUGAUGCGCUGAAAUAUCAAUAAUCAAUCUUUUUUUAUUUGAAUAUUUAUGUACAGCUACCCCGAUAGGGUUUGCAUGCCAGCAUGAGAAGGGGGGUACUGCAAAUGGGCCAAUAAAGAAAACCUGUCUGAGUUUCUGUGGACAAGAGGUGGUCCACCGUGAGAGGGUCGUUAGAGGCUGAUAGCAGGUUUGGGCAUUCGAGUGUGCCUGUGGGAAUGGCAAUGAGGCCCAUGUGAAAAUCCCGACACCAAAAAUUCCACUAAAUGCCUGGCUGGGUGGGAACAGAGGUAGUAGGCUACGACAUCUAUAUUGACCUCGGUCAGUCAUUUCUUUGGGGAAAGUCUGGCUGGGCACAUGGCCUUGGUAUGCGAUCUGAAACAAAUGGAGCAGACAUGCAACAACCUGCAUUCGCUGAAGCUGCAUGCGCCAGCGUUAAAAUUGUUGCACACCUGCGCCUUGCCCAGAAACGCAAUGGGUCUGCCCAGCUUUUCCCUCUGCCCGCCUUCUUGCCUAGUAUGUGAGGUGGAGUGGUGAGAAGAGGAAGGGUCUGCCUUGCAAGGGCACAAAUCUGUGGAGUGGGACGUAGAGCUACAAGUGGCACAGGACGGGGGCCUCAAUCCGGCAAAGUGUCGGCAGAACAACUCCGUGUCCAUCUGGCACCAGUCAAUUCUGAUGUUAAAUUGGGCCAGAUGAGUUGCUGUCUUAGCCGACAUGGACUAGUGGUAAUCGAAAAAAGAGGACUCCCUGUACUUGAUGCCCUGGUCCUCCACUUUGUGCAUGUAUAGAUCAAGCUCCUCCCUCCUAUGCGGAUACACAGAACAAAUAACAUCUCUAUAUAUCCCGAAAGCAAUAACAAAUUGUGGGAUAUAUAGUUUUUUGUUUAGUCAUGGGUCUCUAGUUUUUAACACCACAGAGAUGUCCCCAUAGUUAUAUGCUCAGUUUUCUAGAACAUCCUGCGAGGCGAUGAGGAAGGAAACUAAGUUAACAUCCUUCUCAUCCAGUAUUUCUUUUUUUGAUGGAUGCUGAGACGGAGUGAGCUGGUAAGACAUAUUGGGUAGUGGUGGUGGGUAGGGAGGGGGGUGCCACUAGGCAGGUUAGGGAUUACCAGGGGAGGACCUGAAGAGCCUGGUAGGUCACCUGGGGUGGCAAUGGCUGACAGGGUUUCCUGCGUAGCUUCUGAGGUGCUGGUAACCCUCCCUUGCGAGCUAGUGCCAGGCCUAGGGUCGCUGGCCUGAGCUGUCAAUAGUCUAUAAAGCUCUGCCUUCGUAGCAGUGGCUGGAAAAGGGAUGCCCCUGAGUCUUAGCUCUGCCAACAUUUUGGGGAUAGUCCAUGAUCUCAGGGACCUGGGGGUAGAGGGGGUGAGGGAUACUUCUGGGGACCCAGGCCUGGCUGGCGUGCUGGGUAGGUCAUCAAUAGGAAUGAAUUCUUGUGACAUUCUGAAAAAGGAAUAAUGAAUUAAUAUAGCAGAGGGGAGGGAAGGAAGAACAAGACCUUCACAGAACUUGCUUGCUGACUAGUGCCGAGGCGAAGAACUUAACUAUAGCCAAGUGACGGGUGAGGCCCUGCUAAUGCCAAGUGGCGGAGAGAGGCUCUACCUAUCAUUUGGACCGAAGGAAUUUGUUGGCCUAUCAAUGACAAUAAAAGAUUCAAUAUAAGCUAUUAACCAACAAUAUAAGCUAUUAACCAUGCAAAACUAUGUUGUAGUGGUGAGGAACUGGCUUCAUUUUGGGAUAGCCUUAAGAGUAUGGGCUUAGGUAAGGAAAUAUUCACGUUAGAUUAUUUACACUGUCAUAAGUGUUGUUUCCUAUAUGCUUAGCUGUCAGGGGAUUGAUCCGGUAUAUCGCUUAGACUGAGAUGACCUUCACCACAUCACACGGGCCUCCAGUGGACACAUAGGGUAUGGCAGGCCAUGAUUUGCAAAGUAGGAAAUGUAACAAUAAGAGGAAAAGAGACUGUACUUGUGCCUAUCAAACAAGAGCAACAGGUGAGGAGCAAGGCCCUUGAUAGUCUAGGUAUGAGUUUGAGGGAAGUGAGUCAACAUAAUGGAUUAGAGUUUAGACAGAUGAGUCACUAUAUGGGAAAGCCAAAGUCUUCCUUCUGGAGUCUCCUGUUCUCCUCCAUCAGGAUUAUAGUUGAUCCAGCAUGCAGAAAUGUUUCACAUCUAUGACUAAGGGUAAAGUCUAACCGGACCUUAGAAUGGCCGGACUUAACCAAAGAAUAGUCAAUAAACUAGCCGAGGUCAGGGACACAGAAUGGGACACGGCGAUAAGGGAAAGCCAAUAAUCAAGGAUACCAGAAGUCAGGGAGGUCAAAACAAAGCCAAAGUCAAUAACCAGAAACACACGAUCAGGAACGCACUCUUGGAUAACCAUCUAAGGAAACCACGACAGGGCAUUGAGGACAAGUAAAAAUUAGUUUAAAUAAGCCUCCUUUAGAUCUGAUUGGCCGUAAUCGGCCUUUGACCCCAGAACGUGCGUGCGCAUCUUUUGCAUGAUGUCACACGCACGUUGACGUUGUCAAUACCGUGGGCGGACGUGGGGCUAUAAAAUGGUGUGGAUUCGCCGCUGAGUGGCACCUCCGUCAAUGCCAGGAAUUUAUUAUGAAUGAAGCUUAUAAUUAUGUUAAUUUUGUAAUAAAUGGAGUCCCGUUAUUGUGUUCAUCUCCCCUUUCUCCAGGUUGGAUUCUUGUCUUCUAACCUCAUCAUGCUGUGAGAUUUUCCAUUCUGUCCUUGUUAUCAAUCGAUCCUUGACCGAACUGGAUUUGUCGUGGAAUGAUCUACAGGACUCAGGAGUAAAACAUUUGUGUGAUGGUCUCAAGAAUCAAGGAUGUGUGCUGAAACAGUUGAUGUGAGAACAAAACAAUUAUUUGUAUCAGAAUAAGUGGCAACAAUGAUCCUGCUUUCCCAGCAGUCCAUGCAAGCCAUGCAUAGAACAUUGACAGUUAGAGCCACAAAGGGGUUGGUGUAGUUUAAUUGUUUUCUUAAAGGGACACUGUAGUCACUAUAACCACUUUGUCUCUUUGAGUUGGUUAUAGUGCCUGGAGUGCCCUGGCACUGUCCCUCCAUUCAGUGUUGCACCAUGUUUGUGCAGUAUGCCACAAAAUAAGAGUCCCUGGCCAUCCACAGUCUGGCCCCUUCUGUAUGUGUAGCUAAAGCAGAGAUUACACACUUCCUUGUUGUCAUACCCAUUCAUACCGUCAGUUGGAGCUCUGACAGGUUAAAAGCAGUCAGCUGACACUUUCAGUCAAUCACAGCUGCACAUUGCCUCUCAGGGUAAUACUUCCUUAUUAGCCAAAGCAGCACAGAGGGGAUGGACUGCCGUGGUCUCUUGUUUAGCAUUAAAACAUUACAACAUUAAAAAAAAAAAUGAUGGCACCAGGGGACUCCAUACACUAUAACCAGCUUAAUGAGAUGAAGCAGAUACAGUGCCUACGGUGUCCCUUUAAAGGAAGCUUAGUGCUACUCCUCCUGUGACAAGCAGUUGCCUGGCCUCCAGGCACUGUACUGGUCUCUGCCUAACACAAUGUCUCAGAAGCAAACAUGUCCCCAAGUUUAUAUAAAAUAAUUCUCCUCAAUCAGAAUCCAGAACAGCGUAAGAUUUUAUUCCUAGCAUCACACCAACAAAGCAUUCAUUUGAAUUUCAUUAAAUCUGAAUUGCAAGUAACAGAUCACAUUGUAUAAUAUUGUGUAUAUUUUUGCAGCUUAGAAGAUUGUGGUUUGACAUCCAACUCUUGUGAGGAUUUACACUCUGUUAUUAUAACUAACCAGUCUAUGACUAAGCUUAGCCUGGCUGCGAAUGAAUUCAAGAAAGCAGGGAUACAUCUUCUUCGUCAGGGUCUCAGACAUCCAAAUUGUACCCUGCAAGAGCUGAGGUAGGAACUACAAUAUAUAGUUUAUAAAGUCCGCCUUUCAAACUAAGUCAUGUAAAAUAUAUUAAAGAUAUUAAAUCCUACUUACAUUUAACUAUUUAAAAUACUGAGUAAAAAUGAUUUAAAGGAGCACUUCACACACAUAAAGCACUUUAGCUUGCUGAAGUACUUUAUAUGUAAAGAGCGCUUCCUCUUUUUCAUUUUACAAGUAUAGAUUUCAAUAGAAAUUGUCACUUUUAUGAAUUAAACUUGUUACACCUCACUGACUGUCAAUCAGACAAUCGGUUCUGUUAUUUCCUGGUUGCUUAGCUCAGUUGAGCGUAAAUCAAGAGUGCAAAGAUUUCUCGUCAAACUGCAUUGGUAAGCCUGUAAUUGGACAGGUGAGGGCUUGCAAAGAUUACAGACAGCAGAUCUGCAGCUUUUUCAAGCUAUUUUUUUUUUAGAGAUACCCCCAAUAAAAAAAAUGCAUAAUUUCAUGCAUGCAUGCAUGGCACGGUCGGUAUAUCUUUUAAAUGGUAUUUUGUUCUUUAAAUUUGUGUAGUGGAGUGUCACUUUAAAGUGGUUAAUAAUUUUAGCAAAAUUAUAUCCUCAUGCUUGUUGUUUUUAAUGGUAUAUUUGUAACAUCUACUCUUUAAAAUGCUGUGAGAAAUAAACAUAAGGAUGUAUUCUCUAAACAGUGAAAUUUAAAGGGACACUAUAGUCACCAAAACAAGCUCAAUGAAGCAGUUUUGGUGUAUAGAUAAUGUCUCUGAAGUUACACUGCUCAGUUCACUGCCAUUUGGGGGUUAAACCACUUGUUUAUGUGUGUGCAGCCAUAGCCACACCUUAUAUAUGCAAAAAAUAGGGGAUGAUCUGCUAAGCCAAUAACAAACAGAAAAACAUAGCGUAUAACUGUGUAUAUUAAUAAACCACACGUGUUGUAUUCACAAAUGGCCACUCACACAUUCACUGAAGUUAAAGUGCCUUUAGUAUAAAUUCCCUCCAAGGAUUCAAUCUUCACUCUGUAUUCAAAUCACCAUGGGUUGGCUGGAGUGUAUGAACUCAAUAGAGAAAAAUAAAAUUGUAGUGCACAAUCAAAUGUAUAAUAAAAACUCAAUUUAAUCACUUACAUCAAAGUUAAAGGCAAUGGGUGUAGUAUUUCUGAGUCACUACCAGGGGUCUGACGCCUUUCGUCCGUGCAUAGGACUUUCUCAGGGACUUUGGUAGUGUGCAUUAAACCGUUACUGCACACUACCAAAGUCCCUGAGAAAGUCCUAUAAACGGACGAAAUGCAUCAGACCCCUGGUGGUGACUCAGAAAUACUACACCCAUUGCUUUUAACUUUGAUGUAAGUGAUUAGAUUGAUAUUUUAUUAUACAUUUGAUUGUGCACUACAAUUUUAUUUUUCUCUAUUGAGUACAUACACUCCAGCCAACCCAUGGUGAUUUGAAUACAGAGUGAAGAUUGAAUCCUUGGAGGAAAUUUAUACUAAAGGCACUUUAACUUCAGUGAAUAUGUGAGUGGCCAUUUGUGAAUACAACACUUGUGGUUUAUUCAUAUACACAGUUAUACGCUAUGUUUUUCUGUUUGUUAUUGGCUUAGCAGAUCAUCCCGUAUUUUUUGCAUAUAUUUAGUGGAAGUCAGGAGAAAGUCUUUGGAGGUACUUUUGGAAGCUUCACCUUGUACGGGGAAGUUUCUGUCUGCUAGUAAUUAAUUUUGCACUAAUUGCACUUUUUUGGUUUGUGCACACACAUAUUGUGUUUUUCCUAGCUACACCUUCCCUGGCUGUGACUGACAUUGCCUGCAUGAAAGCAAAGUGGUUUGAUUUUCAAUCAGAUGUAACUUACUUUAAAAGUUUUUAACUUCUGCUCUGUAAAUUGAACUUUAAUCACAUACAGGAGGCUGCUGCAAGGUCUUGCAAGCUAUUCACAGAGCAGGGGGAUAAGAAAUUCUAAAUUAAACAGAAUUUGCAAUAAAGGAAGUGUAAACGUUAGAUGACUCUUUACAGGAAGUAUUUAGGAAUGCUGUGCAAGUCAUAUCCAGGCAUGUGUGUCCAGGGCUACAUAAACAAAGUGAUUUAACUCCUAAAUGGCAGAUCAUUGAGCGGUGAGACUGCUCAUUAAGCUAAAGUUGUUUUGGUGACUACAGUGUCCCAUUCAUUUAAAUUUAAAACUCAUAUGCAAUAAAUAAAAAAAAUAAAAAAAAUUCAGCCUUUCAUAGGUUGGCUGUUUAUGCCUAGACUUUGCUAAUUGUUUUUCAAAUUUCCAAAAAUUCACUGUUUAGUGACAAAUUGAAUUACUCAGUUUGAACAACUCACCUAUUGACCAGGUGACCAGGACAUCCCUUUAUAACCUUAACAUCUGUACUCCUUCCUUAAAAAAAAAAAAAAAAACAACAACAAAAACAUAACUCCUACAUAACUUCUUUUUUAAAUAAGUAUUAUGGAAAAUGAAGGGUCCCUUCAACAACACACCUUCCAUUUAUAUGUGCCUGCUUUUUUAUUAGGCCGCUUAUUCUUGUAUUGAAAAGUGCAUCCCCAGUCAAGUCUCACUUCUGUAUGUUAUUCAAGAUACACAGGCCUUUUUCAAAUUUCUUUAUUUUUGUUGUGGAGCAUGGUUCGAAGAUGCCCGCAAUGUCACAACAGCAUAGUCAAGCACAUAUGUCAAAUACAGUAUAGUAUAGGCAUGGCAGUUGACUUAUCAAUACAUUUUAUAAAGACAGCCUUGUUUUUAAAUUAAGAGAAAGUAGGAGCAACAAGUUUAUACUGUCAUGUGUUAAGUGCAUCAAAUACAGGAAGUUAACUGUCAAAAAUAGAGCUUGACUAAGGAAACAUAAAUGGCAUCACAAUGUCAUACAGUCUGGUGGAGAUUAAACAGCAUCAGCUAACAGUCGCACAGUAUGGAAAACACACUUUGGUAGAUGGGUCCGAAAGCCUAUACUGUCACAAUAUUAGUGCAACCAAGAGGACACUUCACAUCCCCAGUCAGGUUUUGGUUAGUCCUCAGCUUUAAGAAAUCCUUGACUGUAUAAGUCAGCUAAUAUAAAUAACAAGUCCACAAAUAUAACGACAGUGUCAGGUUAUAAGUGCACAAUAUUUAAAAGCUAUGCUUGGAUAGAAAGGAAUAAACAUAACAGCUAGGUUACCGCUGAUAGAUGAACUCAGUAGGAAUUUAAAGAGGGAAGCAAAAAUCUCUGCAUAUUUUAACAGUAAUGCUGCUGUUUGUAGGCCCGCCACAUUCUUCAUCUUAUUCUGCACGUGGGCCAAUGCUCCCAGCACCUCUAGCUCACGCUGUUGGGAACCAAAGCCAUUUCUUCUGCCCCACUGGAGGUAUCACCAGCCCUUUAUGACUUUGGGAUAUGAAGAGCUCCUUGGGUGUAUGGACGGUAUGGUUUAUCCUACUCCAUGAGGGCCUCCGGCCCAGAGGAGGUGAGCUGAAACCAGUUCUGGGUGUCAUGAUGGUAACUUGCUUCAUGGAUUCAGGUGAUUUACUGCUCAACCGAAGCCAGAACUUCUGACACACCAGGUCGAACCCAUGUUUGAAACUUCUGGUUCACUGGGUGCAUGGGAAGCUGCAGCUCGGCGUCCAUCUUGGAUUUUACAUUGUGAACCUGAGACUGUUUUCGAAGAAGAGAGGCAAGUUCCUCAUCAGGGACCGGAAUAACCUCCAUCGGUCUGAAGGGGGAAGGAGGGGAGGAGAGUGUGCCCAGAGACCGGUCUCUGCAGAUUUCUCGGCCCUAGUCUGGAGAUCGACCGCUUCUACCAAACGUCAGGCCGCGGUCUCCUUUAGGCCGGAGCUCCAGAUGAGAAGAUUGCGUGUCUGAGAAGUGUAAUCACCGUAUCGUGCUGGGUGCUUUGGGUUUCUUUCAGCUUUAUUAUUAACUGUUUAUUUGGAGUACCAGUUCAGACUUGCAGGAGCUACCUAAAAGUGUGUACCGCCAUCUUUUUAAUGUGGGCUCUGUUUCAGUCCAUAUCUGAACUGAACAAGGUGAGUAAGAGCCAUGCAGGAUCUUCCCCACUCACUCAAUGAUCUUAUCCAGUAUUACAUUAGGUUUUGGCUUGAGAUGCCUAACUUCUUUUUCUCUUUAAAUUUUUUUUGUUUUUUUGUUUUUUUUUAAAUAUGCAUCAAUAAAAACUCAAUUGCAUAUAAUCAAGUGCACUAUUCUUCAUUAAAGUGUUUGUUUAAACAUGCAAUAAAUGGCACGGUUUAUGUAAUGUUAUACAUACUUAAAAUAUUAUUGUUCUGUAGAAGAAAUUAUAAAACAUGAAUUAAACUCUUAUGUUCUUCAAAAAGAAACAAACAAUGAUUAAUAAAUAACAUAUUACACAAACAUAUUAAAUAAUGCAUUAAACAAAAAAGGUACAAAAAUAUUUGUACCACAAAAGAACUAAGACACCUAAUGGAGCUGGUUGCAAGCCCAGUGUAGUAGGUGUAAAAGUAGAGCUUUGUAGUGCAUUGCUAUAUUUCAGCUUGAAAUCUACAUUUGCAUACCCUGCUGGAAGGGACUGUACAAAAUACAUUUUAUGAAGUGGAACCAUACAAUUUCGUCACAUACUGUUAUUGAAAUGGCAUUUACAAUUGGAUUAAAUCCGGUACAAUGUUUAGAAGAAAUGGAAUUAGAGCAUCCAGAAUAUAUAUGGUUGCCAGGUUAGGCAAUAUGAAACUCCAGAUGCAGACUUGUACUAUCAAACCAAAAAAGAAAUAAAAGUCAACGGCAAACAAAUCCUCAAAAGUCGAGGUCAGACAGUCCAGUAGUCAGUAUCCAAGCAGCAGAGGGCCAGUAGCGGUAAAACAAGUCAGAGGUCAGGAAAACUUUCAAGUGAAUCAGGAAUCACAGGUCUAGCAUGGAUGGAGCACAGAACAACUGAGCAAUGACAACUCCGUUGUUCAAGAUUUAAAUAUAGUAGCAAGUGUAACACACCUCCCCAGACAUGCUCCCAUAGCCUCCUAUUGGUGUAUGGGUCUGUCUGUCAUGCAGGAUUGCCAUGGGAGAUCAUUUGUUCCAACUGCGCCUCCUAGGCAUGGAAUAAUCCUGCACGUCUCCCAGGCGUCUAUCGCUGCCUGGCAGCUGUGUCGCGACUCAAGGUCGGGGGCUGCGGCCCGCCCCUGGUGUUCGCGCAUGCAUGCGUUAGUGCAGCCGCGACUCGGGAGUGCCGCUCGAGCAGUAAUGAAACGAAUGUAAGUCUUGAGAAUGGUGCAUUUCGCCCUGUGAUGGCACAGUGCAUAUAGCAAAAUGCGUCAUUAGACGAGCUGGAACCCCACCUCCAUGAAGUGUUUUAGUAAACUCUGAGUAGCCAUGAACUAGUAACUGUGUUUGGAUCUAAAGCUUACCCUGAUAGCAUUGAGGAUAGUAGGGUUUUUUAUUACAUUGUGUUCCUGAUUUUAAUAGCAGUGCGCAAUAAAGGAUUUAAACUUUCCAUUGCUGCCCUAUGUUUUCCUCUGAUGAAUACCUCCCCGUGCUGCAUUGGUUGCAGGCUACUAAUAUUUGGAACCUUUAAAGUUUCAGCAGUCUACCUACUCCCUGAGUUUACUGGUUGUUUAUUUUACAAAUCUUGUCUUACAGAUUUACACUAUAUUAUAUUCUUUUGGUUUUCCCUCUUUAUGUAUAUAUAUAUAUAAUCAUUGUGGCUGCCAUAUCAACUAAUGUGGUUGUUCAUUUGUUUUUGGUCACAUUAAAGGACCACUAUAGUACCAGGAAAACAUACUCGUUUUCCUGGCACUAUAGUGCCCUGAGGGUGCCCCCACCCUCAGGGACCCCCUCCCGCCCGGCUCUGGGAGGGGGAAAGGGGUUUAAAGUUACCUUUUUCCAGCGCUGGGCGGGGAGCUCUCCUCAUUCUCUCCUUCUCCGUUCCUCCUCCUGGGCUGAAUGCGCACGCGCGGCAAGAGCUGCGCGUGCAUUCAGCCGGUCGCAUAGGAAAGCAUUUACAAUGCUUUCCUAUGGACGCUUGCGUGCUCUCACUGUGAAAAUCACAGUGAGAAGAUAAGUUCUAGUGGCUGUCAAUGAGACAGCCACUAGAGGAUUAGGGGAAGGCUUAACCCAUUGAUAAACAUAGCAGUUUCUCUGAAACUGCUAUGUUUAUAAAAAAAAUGGGUUAACCCUAGCUGGACCUGGCACCCAGACCACUUCAUUAAGCUGAAGUGGUCUGGGUGCCUAGAGUGGUCCUUUAAGUAUUUUUCUUUAAAGGGCACAGUAUAUUUUAUAUGUAUAUAAUGUGUUUUGCUAAAUAGUGCUAUUUUGUAUUAUUGAUUACUGAUUAUUUCUGGCUUGAUCACAAACAUAUAGAGUGGACUUUUAAAGACACAACACACCUUAUUUGUGGAGUAUUUAUUCUGAGUGUUUUGCACAAAUGUACUUGGUAAGUUACUGAUAUCUUGAUAUUAAUUGUGUAUGUAAUUAUUCUUUUAUCUGCACUUUAUCACUUUGACACAUAUAAUAUGUAUGGAUGCACGUAAACAGAAAAGGUGAAAUUGUGGUAGAAUAAAUGCAUGACAAAAGUGCCAAAAUGCCGUGGUCACAAACUCACUGCACCUUAAAAGAGCCUUGGUCCUUAAGUGGCUAAUGUUGUUACUUAUUUUAUCAUAUGGCCAAAUGUUCAGUUUCUCUACCUGGAAUCCCAUCACUGUAGGGAUUCUUGGACAGUUUACUAUGUCACAGUUAACUUGAGUCUCAUUUAUUAUGCUGUAACACUUUGAAAAUUAAUAAUCGGGGUGAGGCCUGACUGCCAAUCAAGCAAGACGCAGUUUGGAGGAGUUCCUCUGAUUUUAUGAAAAAUUAAGCCUAAAUUACUACCUACUUGACCUUUAGUCAUCUGGGAAAUAUCCCAAUAUUAUUUUGGAAUGAGCUUUCUUUUUAAUUAUAACAUAUCUUAUAAUAUUAACAUAGUUUCAUUUUAUUUGCUAGGUUGUCUAGUAGACCUAUAAAUGUUGAUGAAUACAGAAAAAGGAAAGGACUUCUUCAAAAAGAGGAGAUUCUUUUGGGCUAACUUCCAAAUGACAAGGUACUGUAAUCUAUAAUGUGUUGUACAAUUACCUCACAAUGUGCUCUCUCUUCCAUAAACAUGGAAUGCCCUCUCUUGAUGUCCUGGUCCACCCCUCUGCAUCCAGUUUACCAUAAUUUCCAGCAGUUUUCAACACUGACAAUGCUGAACUAUAAACACUUUGUCUCCCCUUCCAACCUUCCAACCUUCAUUUAUCAUCUCAGUCAGUGCUCCACCUCCCUUUAAACUAGCAAAUGUUCUCACAACAAAUCAUUAAUGACCUUACUCUCCUCUAACCCACUACACCAUAGUGUGAAAAAAAAUUCUCCAAUAAUCUCCCCCCUUAUCCGAUAACUUCAUUAGAACUUGUGUUGCAUUUCUCAAGCAAAAUAAAAAAACAGGAUCCACCUCUAACUCAUAUCUCCUCCACCAAUUCUAACCCCCAGUCUUUUUUUCUUGUCAUCAUUUCUGACAACAAUCUCCUCCUCAUCAUCGAGCAGUUCUACCCUACCACCUCACACUUGCUCUUGGCUCCCCUCUUCCAAGUCAUUCUAUUCAACAUAACAUCAAUUUAUACUCAAUCUCACACUUCUGGAUUCUAUUUUAGUGCACUCAAAAUCUCAUCGCAUCUCUCUACUUCUUAAAACAGCUUUGACCCAGCUCCUGUUGCCCUUUUCCUUGCUUCUGGAAUGUUGUCUACACUUAACUAUCCACUUUCAUCUGCUCAUAUUAAAUCUUCCCAGGCCUUCUUCCUUGAAACAGUUCUCAUUUCUAUCCAUAACUGUCACCGAAGCACAACAAUCUAAACGCUUUUCCAUCUUAACCCUUCUUUAUUCAUCUGCUGCCUUUAACACUGUUGAUCAUCCAACUUUUCUUCUCACUUUCCCAACCUUGGUAUCACUGGUACUGCCCUCAAGUGGCUCCUUCCUACCACUCUCAUUGAUCCUAUCAAGUUUCCUGCAACUAUGUGUCCACUCAACCAAUAUCUCUUCCAGUUAAUGUACUGCAAGGUUCCGGAGCUAGUGUGCGGCGGGGGUGGAGCUAGGGGCAGAGCUAGCGUGGGGCGGGGCUUAGCAUGCAGCGGGGGCCUAGCUAACUGCAGCAUGGGAAGCAGGAAGGAGUCCCUGCUUCCCCAACAACCAGCCUCCAGGAGCUCCAAGCAGGAGGUAAGAAGCAGGUCAGUGUGUCUGUGUGUGUCUAUCUGUGUGUCUGUCUGUGUGUGUGUGACUGUCUGUGUGUGUGUCUGCCUGUGUGACUGUGUGUGUGUGACUGUCUGCCUGUGUGUGUGUGUGGCUUUCUGCCUGUGUGUGUGUGUGACAGUCUGCCUGUGUGUUUGACUGCGUGUGUGUGUCUGUCUGCCUGUCUCUGUAUGUGUGGAUGUUUGCCUCGGUGUCAGUGACUGUAGCACAAUGACUUAUGGGGCUGGCAUCGAUUUUUUUCCAGGGCUGCUUCGUAUCCCCAGUCCGGCCCUGUAUCAGACUGAUCAAUUCUCUCCUCCGCUGGACACUUCUCUUCACCACCACCUUCCAUUGUCUGCAAGUCAACUUAAAGGGAUUCUCCAGUGCCAAGAAAAAAAAUCAGUUUUCCUGGCACUGCAGAAUCCUGGAGUUCCCCCCUCUCCCACCCCCAUCCGAUGUUGCUGAAGGGAUUAAAACCCCUUCAGCCACUUACCUGAAUCCAGCACUGAUGUCCCUCGGUGCUGGGUCAGGCUCCGCCCACACUCCUCCCCCGCAGGUGAGGGGAACAUAAAGCACAUGCGCAGCAAUGGCCGGGGCACGCAUUAGACCACCCCAUAGGAAAGCAUUAUUCAAGGCUUACCUAUGGGGAAAAUCUGAUGCUGAAACUCCGUGUGGACGUCCAGCGUCAGAUAACGGAACAAAAGUCAGUUUGGAUUCCGGAAGCGCUCCCAGUGCUACAAUGUUUUACAUUGCAGCACUAAGUGCAAAAGGGUCACAGCACCCAGACUACUUCCAUUAGCCAAAGUAGUCUGGGUGCUUACCGUGUCCCUUUAAGCAAUGCUUCCUAUCACCCUGCCUUUUUUGCAUCUUUCCUAAACUUUUGUUGUACAACAUUGUUUUUUUUCAACCUUCUUAAUGUGUACAGUAUACAGAUUGUAAAGCAGUAGUCCAUAUAGUAGCAAAAUUUUGGCUACAUUUCGGUUAUCUUCACAAUUGUAUUUUUGCAUUCCAUGUUUUAGUGUUUUUUUUUUUUAUAUAUAUUAUAUACAUAUUUUGGUGCUACAAUCUCUUGUACCGAUACCUGUUUUUUUUUUUUUAUUUCUUCUUCUCUUUGCAAGAAUAAAAAAUAACCAUUUAAUUAUUUCUACCUUUAAAAAGCUAAAAAAAUGUAUCUUCUUCUAGGUCCAACUUUGUAUGCUCCUUGAGAUUCUUUGCGACAGGCUUUACAUUUGGAGGACAUGUCCCAAAAUGA
Molecule: messenger RNA, 19125 nt
Organism: Pelobates cultripes (western spadefoot toad)
Lineage: Eukaryota; Metazoa; Chordata; Amphibia; Anura; Pelobatidae
Source: the annotation of a GenBank genome assembly